Messenger RNA from Nothobranchius furzeri (turquoise killifish), 1772 nucleotides. RefSeq names its product receptor-type tyrosine-protein phosphatase eta. Gene Ontology annotation, molecular function: protein tyrosine phosphatase activity. Lineage: Eukaryota; Metazoa; Chordata; Actinopteri; Cyprinodontiformes; Nothobranchiidae. The record is from RefSeq and is a predicted model, not a curated record. Gene Ontology annotation, biological process: protein dephosphorylation.
AACAGCACGGGGAGUCCUAUAAAUCCAUGGCAGCUUUUAAAGAUGACAGCCCACUCCUGACAUCUUACUCCUCAACCCAUGGCGGACUAAAGAUCACCCAUCCAAGGCCUCUUAUUUGAGUUCUCACUCUUUAGUUUUAACGUAACACAGAGGAUUUGUCUUACAAACGGCAAAUAACACCAGCUUUUUCAACUCCAUGACUGUCUACAAUAACAGACAUGAGGAUGGAAACUUUCUCCAGAGCGCAGCUUCUUCAGGAGUUGAACUGGCAGUGCAACAAACUGGCUGCUAAAGACAACAGAGGAUUUAAACAGGAGUUUGAGGAGAUGAACGAUGUUGGGAAAGACUUCCCUGUGAGGGCAGGACGUUUGGAAGCCAACAGGGACAAAAACAGAUACCCUUUAGUUUUGCCGUAUGAUCACAGUCGGGUGAGGCUGUCUAUCCAAAACCUAAAUCCAAAUUCUGACUACAUUAAUGCAAAUUUUGUGCCUGGAGGAGGAUCAGAAAGAGACUUCAUCUGCACCCAGGGUCCUUUGUUCAACACCAUAAAUGACUUCUGGAGGAUGGUGUGGGAGCAAAAUGUCAGGAUAAUCGUCAUGGUGACAUCUUUGAGAUACAAGAACACAGUUCUGUGUGAUAGGUACUGGCCCGUGGAAGAGGGAACAGAGUAUUAUGGCCUGAUCCAGGUGACAACAGUGACCUGCAAACAAGGUCCUGAUUAUUUAAUCACAACCAUCAACCUGCGACAGAGGGACAGCCCAACAGACAGGAUCAUCACACACUACUACUACCCGUCCUGGCCAGACCAGGGUGUCCCAAACGUCCCUUCUCUCUGCGCGUUUACAGAGUGCGUGCGGCAACAUCUGGAGGCCGUUCCCCAUCUGGGGCCAGCUGUGGUGCACUGCAGCGCAGGUAUUGGUCGGUCGGGGACAUUUGUGACUUUGCUGUGGAUGAUGCAGCUGUGUGUCAGGGGGAUCCAGCCUGGGAUUAAAGCUGCUGUCAAGGACAUGAGGCAGCACCGAAUGUGGAUGGUCCAAACGCUGGAGCAGUAUGUGUUUAUUUAUCGAUGUCUGGUACACUGGCUCGCUGGAGGACGGUCAGAAAGGCGACAGAUCCAGGCAGCCGGCCCAAACACCAGCCAGUACAGUAAGAAUCGACCACAGAGCUCCCUAGCGAAGGACCAUUCAGGGAGGAGGAGACGACACCGCAAUCAACAGAAACCUCCACCAGACCCACCACAGAACACCACGCUGCAGAUUUUUAACCCUGGGAACCUACUGAGGAGGUUAAUACCCUCCUUAUCGCAAACAAAUCAGAAAUAAGGAAAACAAUCCAGUGAAUGAACCUAUAUAUAUAUAUAUAUAUAUAUAUAUAUAUAUAUAUAUAUAUAUAUAUAUAUGAGGACAAGCAAGACACCAGAUUGAAAAUGGAUGAACUGAAACAUUGUGAUUCCCUCAUCCGGCUCCUCCCGUGGUGUCAAAAGACUGCAGAAACAAUGUGUUUACAGUAAGAGGAACAGAAAACUAAAAGGCAGAUCAACGCUUUACCCAGACACAGCAGUUGGUGUAUCUAGAAGGAAAGAAAUGAGGAAAUAACCUUCAUCACCUGGUGAAACCGGUUAUUCUGCUAAUCAAAACGAUUCAUUAGAAAACGAACCGUUGGCAUGCAGUGACGCACUUUCCACUCCGAGGCAAACUAUUUUUUAAUACCACAGAUUUUUUUGUGUGUUCUGUUUAACUUCCACUACUGAUAAAAGUGCUGUUGUGAGAUGA